GCACGGACAACAGCUACGCGAGCCGUUCACCUACUCUUUGGAGAUGAGCAGGAAGAUAUCCCUGGCUUUAAAUUUAAAUUCGAUUCGGCACCUACCGCCAUAGUCCAGAGUUGGGGCCGCGACGGCGGCGCCUCCACUUGCCGUUUCAACUGUACCGACAACCAGGAAGCUUCGCUACAGACCGACUAAAUCGCUAGCUCGAGACCCGGAUGGCACAAAGAGGAAGAGGCCCCGCGCGUCGCACAGCAUGCUGGGGGAAAAGGGGUGGGGACAAGAGUUUCUAUAGCAACGCGGCUCCAGGAGGAAAGACAGUUGUUCUAACUCAGGAAGACCAUCUUGGAAACAUGUGGAAUGACAUUGAGCUUCUAACAAAUGAUGAUACAGGAAGUGGGUACCUAAGUGUUGGUUCAAGAAAGGAACAUGGAACUGCUUUAUAUCAAGUAGAUCUGCUAGUGAAGAUCUCCUCUGAAAAGGCCUCAUUAAGUCCAAAGAUCCAAGCAUGUAGCUUCAGUGAUGGCUUUAUUAUUGUAGCAGACCAAUCUGUGAUACUGCUUGACAGUGUUUGUAGAUCACUUCAGCUGCAUCUUAUAUUUGAUACUGAAGUGGACGUUGUUGGCCUAUGUCAGGAAGGAAAGUUUCUUUUGGUUGGUGAGAGAAAUGGCAAUUUACAUCUUAUUCAUGUAACAACAAAGCAAACAUUACUCACUAAUGCUUUUGUUCAGAAAGCUGAUGGUGAAAAACAGAGUACUUAUCAGAAUCUUAUUAUUGAGAAAGAUGUUUCAAAUGAAGGUACCUAUUAUAUGCUGCUUCUUACCAACAGUGGAUUUUUUUAUAUUACAAACCUUGAGCUUGUAAAAAUGCAACAAGCCAUUGAGAAUGUAGACUUCAAUGCAGCAAAAAAGUUACAGGGACAAAUCAAAUCCAGUUUUAUUUCUACUGAAAAUUAUCAUACUCUUGGUUGUCUCAAUCUUGCGGUUGGAGAUUUAGCAAGCGAAAUCCCUGUGAUAAUUGGGGGAACUGGUAAUUGUGCAGUCUCAAAAUGGGAACCAGAGUCUUCCAAGAAAGGAAUGGCAGUUAAGAAUCUUAUUGAUUCUGAGAUAAUUAAAGGUGCAAAGAAGUUCCAGCUGAUAGACAAUCUACUUUUUGUUCUUGAUACAGAUAAUGUGUUGAGCUUAUGGGAUAUUUACACUUUAACUCCCAUAUGGAACUGGCCUUCUCUUCACAUACAAGAGUUUCUUCUUACUACAGAAGCAGAUUCUCCUUCAUCUGUGGCAUGGCAAGGGAUUACUAAUCUCAAAUUAGUAGCUCUGACAACUACUACUACUAAGAAGAUGAAAAACCUCACGGUUUAUUCAUUACCUACAAUGGAAAUGCUAUAUUCUUUGGAAGUUUCAAGUAUUUCUUCACUUGUCCAAACAGGAAUUAGCACAGAUACUAUAUACCUUAUGGAAGGAAUUUGCAAAAAUGAUCCAAAUUUACCUGAAGAGUCAGUCUCUGUUUUAGUGCUUAGAUGCCUUACAGAAGCUUUACCAGAAAACAGAUUGAGUCGGUUACUUCACAAACGCAGAUAUGCUGAAGCCGAGAACUUUGCCAUUCAGUUUGGACUAGAUGUUGAGCUUGUUUACAAGGUAAAAUCAAAUGAUAUAUUGGAGAAACUAGCUUUGAGUUCUGUGGGUACCAGUGAGCAAACCGAAUGGCAAAAACUAGUAGAUGAAGCUAAAGAAAAUCUGCAUAAAAUCCAGGAUGAUGAGUUUGUGGUGGAUUACUGCUUGAAGGCCCAGUGGAUAACCUACGAAACAACCCAGCAAAUGCUAAAUUACGCCAAAACCAGACUUUUGAAGAAAGAAGACAAAACUGUUCCUGUCUAUUCUGAUGGCUUAAAAGAGGUACUAAAGGCCCAUGCAAAGUUGACUACUUUUUAUGGAGCAUUUGGACCAGAAAAAUUCAGUGGGGGUUCUUGGAUUGAAUUUCUGCAAAAUGAAGAUGAUCUUAAAGAUAUUUUUUUACAACUAAGAGAAGGAAACCUUGUUUGUGCACAAUACCUUUGGCUUCGACAUCGGGCAAACUUUGAAAGCAGAUUUGAUGUGAAAAUGCUUGAGAACUUACUCAACUCAAUUUCUACACCAGUCUCUUUGCAAAAACUCUGUCCGUGGUUUAAAAAUGAUUUGAUUCCAUUUGUGAGAAGGACUGUACCUGAAGGACAGAAAAUUCUUGCAAAAUGGCUGGAGCAAGCAGCCAGGAAUCUUGAAUUAACUGAUAAGGCAAACUGGCCAGAAAAUGGACUUCAGCUGGCAGAGGUGUUUUUUACAGCUGUAAAACCAGAUGAAUUGGGAUUGGCAUCCUCUUGGCAUUGGAUCUCCUUGAAGGAUUAUCAAAACACAGAGGAAGUAUGUCAGUUAAGGAGUUUGGUAAAUAACUUGCACGAGUUAAUCACGUUACAUAGGAAAUACAGCUGCAGAUUGGCCCUUUCUGAUUUUGAGAAGGAGAAUACAACCACCAUAGUGUUCAGAAUGUUUGAUAAAGUGUUGGCUCCAGAGCUUAUUCCUUCCACCUUAGAGAAGUUUAUAAGAGUUUACAUGAGGGAGCAUGACUUGCAAGAGGAGGAACUUCUCCUACUGUACAUAGAGGAUUUAUUGAAGAGAUGUAGCUCAAAGUCCACAUCACUGUUUGAGACAGCAUGGGAAGCCAAAGCCAUGGCAGUAAUAGGGUGUUUAUCUGACACAGAUCUCAUAUUUGAUGCUGUGCUUAAGAUAAUGUAUGCAGCAGUGGUCCCUUGGAGUGCAGCUGUGGAGCAGCUGGUGAAGCAGCACUUAGAGAUGGACCAUCCCAAAGUAAAGCUGUUACAGGAAAGUUACAAACUGAUGGAGAUGAAAAAGCUUUUACGAGGCUAUGGAAUAAGGGAGGUGAAUCUCUUGAACAAGGAAAUAAUGAGGGUGGUCAGAUACAUUCUCAAACAGGAUGUCCCAUCUUCAUUAGAAGAUGCUUUAAAGGUGGCACAGGCAUAUAUGUUGGCUGAUGACGAAAUCUACAGUCUAAGGAUUAUUGACCUGAUUGACAGAGAACAGGGUGAAGAAUGCCUCCUUCUGCUGAGGUCUUUGCCUCCUGCUGAAGCUGAGAAAACUGCGGAAAGAGUGAUCAUAUGGGCACGACUGGCGUUACAGGAAGAACCAGAUAAUUCUAAAGAGGACAAGGCCUGGAGAAUGUAUGUAGCAAAGACAUCAGUGGACAUUCUUAAAAUACUAUGUGACAUUCAGAAAGACAAUCUGCAGAAGAAGGAUGAAUGUGAAGAAAUCUUAAAACUGUUUAAAGCUGUUGCUAGCUUACAGGAGAACUUUGAGGUCUUUCUUUCGUUUGAAGAUUACAGUAACAGUUCCCUGGUGGCAGAUCUCCGUGAACAGCACAUUAAAGCUCAUGAAGCUGCCCAGGCCAAACACAAACCCAGGCGGACCCCAGAACCCAUGGCUGCUGAGGCGAAGAGCCUGAGCACUGAAUCAAAGCUGCACAGACAGGCGCUGGCUCUGCAGGUGUCCAAACAGGAGCUGGAGGCAGAGCUGACUUUGAGAGCCUUAAACGACGGGGAGGUCGAAACAGCACUGAGAAAAUGCAGAGACUUGUUUAAGUAUCACUACAACGCAGACACAGGAACGUUGCUCUUUUUGUCAUGUCAAAAGCUUUGUCAUAUGUUGGCUAAUGAUAUCCCAAUGAAAAUACCUAUAGGAAUAGAUCUUCCUUCAGAGAUACAUGAUCUAGCAUGCCAAGCAGCCACCAUCUGCAGUCCAGAUUUUUUACCAGAUGCUUUAGAACUAUGUAAAUAUACUUUAAUGGCAGUGGAGCUUUCCAGACAGUGCCAAAUGGAUGACUGUGGGAUUUUAAUGAAAACUUCUUUUGGAACUCAUAAAGAUCCAUAUGAGGAGUGGUCAUACAGUGAUUUCUUCAACGAGGAUGGAAUUGUUCUUGAAUCACAAAUGGUGCUACCUGUUAUUUAUGAAUUGAUUUCAUCAUUUGUUCCUCUAGCAGAAAACAAGAGACAUUCCUUGGAUUCCUCAAGUUUGCCAUACUGCUCAAUUAGUGAAGGAGACAGCCUUAUUUUGCCUGUUAUAAGUUCCAUCUCUGCCCUGCUUCAGAACCUUCAGGAGUCUAGCCAGUGGGAACUGGCCCUGAGAUUUGUAGUUGGUUCGUUUGGUACCUGUCUUCAGCACUCUGUGUCAAACUUCAUGAAUGCCAGUCUGAGUGAGAAGGUGUUUGGAGAGACCACACUCAUUAAAUCAAAGCAUGUUGUUAAGGAAUUGAAAGAAAAAGCUGUUAUGUUUAUCAGGGCAAACGCUACAACCCUAUUACACAAAGUAUUUAAUUGUCGCCUGGUAGAUCUUGACUUGGCAUUUGGUUACUGCACUCUCUUACCCCAAAAUGAAGUGUUCGAAAAUCUCUGGAAGCUCAUAGAUAAAGCAUGGCAGAAUUAUGACAAAAUUUUGGCAAUAUCUCUGGUGGGCUCUCAGCUGGCCAGUCUCUAUCAGCAAGUGGAAAUGGAGCUUAAGUUCUGUGAACUUGGUACUGAUGCCCAAUGGGGUAUUCGUCUUGGUAAACUUGGUAUUUCUUUUCAACCAGUUUUCAGGCAACAUUUUCUAACAAAGAAAGACCUCAUUAAAGCUCUUGUGGAGAAUAUAGAUAUGGACACAAGCCUCAUUCUGGAAUAUUGCAGCACAUUUCAGCUGGACUGUGACGCAGCUCUUCAGCUAUUCAUCGAAACGCUGCUCCACAACAGUAAUGCCAGCCAAGCCCAGGGAGAUGCGGCCACACAGCCCACAGGGCAGCAGCCUUCCAGACUCCUGGCCAAAGCCGUGGAAAUGGUCCCUUUACUGACGAGCACGAAAGAUCUGGUUAUCAGUCUUGGUGGAAUACUGCAUAAGUUGGAUCCCUAUGACUAUGAAAUGAUUGACGUUGUCUUGAAAGUUAUAGAAAGAGCUGAUGAAAAGAUAACCAGUAUUAAUAUUAACCAGGCUUUGAGUCUUCUGAAACAUUUGAAGUCAUACAGAAGAAUUUCUCCUCCAGUGGACCUAGAAUAUCAGUAUAUGUUGGAGCAUGUAAUAACUUUGCCAUCAGCUGCCCAAACUAGACUGCCUUUUCACUUGAUAUUCUUUGGCACAGCACAGAACUUCUGGAAAAUUAUCUCUACAGAACUCAGUGAAGAAUCCUUCUCAACAUUGCUGUUAAUUUCUAAAUUAAUGAAGUUUUCUUUGGACACUCUAUAUGUGUCUACAGCCAAACAUGUCUUUGAAAAAAAGCUGAAGCCAAAGCUGCUGAAGUUAGCACAAGCUAAAUCUUCAACUCUGAUUAACAAGGAAAUAACAAAGAUCACUCAAACCAUCGAAUCGUACUUGUUAUCUAUAGUUAACCCCGAGUGGGCUGUAGCUAUUGCCAUCAGUCUUGCCCAGGAUAUUCCAGAAGGCUCCUUCAAGAUGUCUAGCUUGAAAUUCUGCCUUUACUUAGCUGAGAGAUGGCUGCAGAAUAUCCCACCCAAGGAUGAAACACGUGAAAAAGCCGAGGCUCUGUUGAAGAAGCUCCAUAUUCAAUACCGGCGAUCAGGCACAGAAGCAGUGCUGAUAGCCCACAAAUUAAACACAGAAGAAUAUUUGAGAGUGAUUGGAAAACCAGCACAUCUCAUUGUCAGUCUGUACGAACAUCCUAGCAUAAAUCAAAGAACUCAGAACUCAUCUGGCAAAGAUUACCCCGAUAUCCACACAGCAGCAAAAGAAAUAGCUGAAGUCAAUGAAAUUAAUUUGGAAAAGGUCUGGGACAUGUUGUUGGAAAAAUGGCUGUGCCCUACCACAAAACCUAGUGAAAAACCUUCAGAAUUAUUUGAACUUCAGGAAGAUGAAGCCUUACAGAGAGUCCAGUAUCUCCUUCUGUCUCGUCCGAUUGAUUACAGUUCAAGAAUGCUGUUUGUGUUUGCAACAUCAGCUACAAUUACACUAGGAACGCAUCAGCUAACUUUUGCCCAUAGAACACGAGCUCUUCAAUGCCUCCUCUAUUUGGCUGACAAGGAAACUAUAGAAUCUCUUUUCAAAAAACCCAUUGCUGAAGUGAAAUCUUAUUUGAAAUGUUUGACUUUUCUGGCGUCAUUUGAGACUUUGAAUAUCCCCAUCACAUAUGAAUUGUUUUGCAACAGUCCUAAAGAAGGAAUGAUUAAGGGUCUGUGGAAAAACCACAGCCAUGAAUCCAUGGCGGUAAGAUUGGUGACUGAACUUUGUUUAGAAUACAAAGUCUAUGACCUGCAGCUUUGGAAUGGAAUCUUGCAAAAGCUUCUUGGCUUCAAUAUGAUUCCUUUUCUAAGAAAAGUUUUAACAGCCAUUUCUAGUAUCCAUUCUUUAUGGCAGGUUCCUUACUUCAGCAAAGCUUGGCAGCGUGUAAUACAGAUACCGCUACUUUCAGCCUCUUGUCCUUUGAGUCCCAGUCAGUUAUCAGAUUGCUGUGAGAGUCUCACCGCAGUCCUAGAAUGUCCUGUUUCAGACGAUCUCGAUAUGAUUGGAGUUGCCAGGCAGUAUGUCCAGUUAGAGCUUCCAGCUUUCGCAUUAGCCUGUCUGAUGCUCAUGCCCCACUCAGAAAAGAGACACCAGCAAAUUAAGAAUUUUCUGGACUCAUGCAAUCCUCAGGUCAUUUUACAGCAAUUAGAAGAGCAUAUGAAUACUGGCCAGUUAGCAGGAUUUUCACAUCAAAUUAGAAGUUUGAUUCUGAAUAAUAUCAUAAAUAAGAAGGAGUUUGGGAUUUUGACAAAGACAAAAUACUUUCAAGCAUUGAAAUUGCACAUGAUGAAUGCCAACAAUAUCUCUGAACUAGUAAACUAUUUAGCAAAUGAAUUAAGCUUAGAUGAAGCCUCUGUCUUUAUAACUGAAUAUUCCAAGCAUUGUGGAAAACCCGUGCCCUCUGACGCUGCUCCCGGUGAAAUUCUAAAGGUGUUUCUUAGUGGAUUAUAAUAAAUCAUCAAACCUUUUUUCAAGAAGAACUAGAGGAAUUUGGAGUCUGCUGUUAACUGACCAUGUUGAUUACAGUUUAAGAAGUGUA
Messenger RNA from Choloepus didactylus (southern two-toed sloth), 7059 nucleotides. RefSeq names its product kinetochore associated 1 (gene KNTC1). The record is from RefSeq and is a predicted model, not a curated record. The transcript has 64 exons. Gene Ontology annotation, cellular component: kinetochore microtubule; RZZ complex; cytoplasm. Gene Ontology annotation, molecular function: small GTPase binding. Gene Ontology annotation, biological process: mitotic spindle assembly checkpoint signaling; mitotic sister chromatid segregation; protein localization to kinetochore involved in kinetochore assembly. Lineage: Eukaryota; Metazoa; Chordata; Mammalia; Pilosa; Megalonychidae. The coding region runs from base 210 to 6971 and encodes 2253 amino acids.